AACACCAAAGUGCACCAAUUUCUUCCUUCCACCACCGGAAGAACUAAGAGAGAGAAAGAAAGGAGAGAGAAAGAAAGCAGGGAGAAAGCGGAGAGAGAGUAUCGAGAGAGUCCAGAGGCUGGAGCGGCGAAUAUGUCCCAUUCUCUCCUAUAAAUACUCUCAACACCCUCCACCCCUACUUCUCCCCAAUACAACAGAGCUCUCUCUCUCUCUCCUCAGCCCUUCUUUCUCCCUCCUCUGCUCCCCUUCCGUAGAUAGUAGGGUUUCUGCUCAACCUUGAACCUUUCACUCUCUUCAGAGAGAGAGAGAGAGAGAGAGAGAGAAGCAGGAGUUGGUUAUCAAUGGAUACGUAUGCUCUCCAUCUAGCCAUGGCGGCUCUGGUCGGAGCUUCGGUGGUGGCGUUCUCCGCCUACUACAUGCAUCGGAAAACCCUAAACCAGCUCCUGGAGUUCGCCAAGACUGUGGAGAGGGACCGCGAGAGGGAGGAUGGCGAGGGCGACUCACCUCAGGUUUUCAAGAAGUACGCUGAGAAGCGGCGCAACCACGGUCGGCGUAAGGGCGCCGGGUAUAACCGGCGAGGUUCGGCGUCGUUGCCGGACGUCACGGCCAUCUCUGGUGCGGUCGACGGCGAGGAGAAGCGGAACGGCUCGUUUUUGUUGGAUGGUAUUCCGGCCGGGUUGCCACGCCUGCACACGCUGCCUGAAGGGAAAUCUGCCGGGCUUGCAAAUUCAACUAAGAGAUCAGCAAAUUUUGUUAGAGCAACUUCUCCCAAGUCUCCUGUUGCUAGUGCUAGUGCCUUUGAGAGUGUAGAAGGAUCAGAUGAUGAAGAAAAAAUAACUGACAAUGCUAAACUAGACGCUACUUAUCUGCAUACAAAUGGGAAUGCUGCACCGAAGGGUGAAGGCCUGUUUCAGAAUUUACCAGAUGGCAUUAAUGCCAAUGGAGAGCAAAUGCCUAUACCUGCAUCAAGUAUGAUCCGUUCACACAGUGUAUCUGGCGACCUGCAUGGCGUUCCACCUGACCCUGUCGCAGCUGACAUUCUUAGGAAGGAGCCAGAGCAAGAAACUUUCGUUCGUCUUAGAAUUACGCCAACUGAGGUACCAUCACCUGACGAAGUGGAGGCAUAUAUGGUACUUCAAGAAUGUCUCGAAAUGCGAAAGAAUUAUCUAUUCAAGGAAGCAGUUGUCCCAUGGGAGAAGGAAGUUAUAUCUGAUCCUAGUACACCAAAGCCUAAUCCAAAUCCAUUUUGUUAUGCUCCUGAGGGUAAAACUUAUCAUUAUUUUCAGAUGGAAGAUGGAGUUGUUCAUGUUUAUGCAAACAAAGAUUCAAAAGAAAAGCUUUUCCCUGUUGCUGAUGCAACAACAUUCUUCACGGACCUGCAUCACAUCCUCCGAGUAAUUGCGACAGGGAAUAUUAGAACUUUAUGUCAUCAUCGGCUGGUUCUCCUGGAACAAAAAUUCAACCUUCAUUUGAUGCUUAAUGCGGAUAGGGAAUUUCUUGCUCAGAAGAGUGCACCACAUCGUGACUUCUAUAAUGUCAGGAAAGUUGAUACACAUGUUCAUCACUCAGCAUGUAUGAAUCAAAAGCAUCUUCUGAGGUUUAUAAAAUCAAAGUUGAGGAAGGAGCCAGAUGAGGUUGUAAUAUUUCGAGAUGGAACAUAUCUGACCUUGAGAGAAGUUUUUGAGAGCCUGGAUUUAACUGGUUAUGACCUAAAUGUUGAUCUUUUGGAUGUUCAUGCGGACAAGAGCACAUUUCAUCGUUUUGAUAAGUUUAAUCUGAAGUAUAAUCCCUGUGGUCAGAGUAGGCUCAGGGAGAUUUUCCUAAAACAAGAUAAUCUUAUUCAGGGUCGUUUCCUUGGUGAGCUGACAAAACAAGUGUUCUCUGAUCUUGAUGCCAGUAAAUAUCAGAUGGCUGAAUAUAGGAUAUCAAUUUAUGGAAGAAAGCAAAGUGAAUGGGACCAAUUGGCAAGUUGGAUAGUGAAUAAUGAAUUAUAUAGCGAGAAUGUUGUUUGGUUGAUUCAGCUUCCACGGCUCUACAAUGUGUACAAGGAGAUGGGAAUCGUUACAUCAUUUCAGAAUAUUCUUGACAAUAUCUUUCUUCCCCUGUUUGAGGUUACUGUUGACCCUGAUUCACAUCCUCAACUGCACGUUUUCUUGAAACAGGUUGUCGGGCUGGAUUUGGUGGAUGAUGAGAGUAAGCCAGAAAGACGCCCCACAAAACACAUGCCCACACCAGCUCAAUGGAACAACAUAUUCAAUCCUGCAUUUUCGUACUAUGUGUAUUAUUGUUAUGCUAAUCUGUACACGCUAAACAAGCUUCGGGAGUCGAAGGGCAUGACAAUUAUCAAAUUCCGUCCACAUUCUGGGGAGGCUGGUGAUAUUGACCACCUUGCUGCAACAUUUCUUACGUGUCACAAUAUAGCACAUGGAAUCAACCUUAGAAAAUCUCCUGUACUUCAAUAUUUAUAUUACUUAGCACAGAUUGGUCUGGCUAUGUCUCCUCUGAGCAACAAUUCUCUAUUUUUAGACUAUCAUCGGAAUCCUUUUCCUAUGUUUUUCCUACGGGGCCUAAAUGUUUCCCUUUCCACGGAUGAUCCGUUACAAAUCCACUUGACAAAAGAACCACUAGUGGAAGAAUACAGCAUAGCUGCUUCUGUUUGGAAGUUAAGUGCCUGUGAUCUUUGUGAGAUUGCUCGUAAUUCAGUGUACCAAUCUGGCUUCUCACAUGCUCUGAAGUCACACUGGAUUGGGAAAGAGUAUUACAAGAGGGGACCAGAUGGAAACGAUAUUCACAAGACAAAUGUGCCUCACAUUCGGUUGGAAUUCCGGGACACGAUAUGGAGGGAGGAGCUGCAACAGGUUUAUUUGGGCAAAGCCAUUAUACCUGCAGAAGUGGAGAAGUGAUGUGCAAGGGAAAUUCAUCUACGCCAUUCUUGGAUGUUCAUAAAUUUUCCAGAGGUAAUGAUUGUUUCUUCCACUGGUUAAAUUGUAAUUUUACCCAUGUAUUUUUCGGGAAAAAGUUUAUUUCAUAUAGCUUGCGAAUUUUGGGUUUUUUUCUGAUCAGUUGCUGGAUGGGGAUUACUGGUGUUUCCACUGCUUUUUCCAGCAUCAAAGAAAUUGUUCUCUUUUUUAGUGUAUGCGUGCGUGCUGAGAAUUUGGCGUCAAAUACAAUCAGAACCCAAGACUCCCAAUACAUUUAUGCAAGUGGAUUAUAAGAUUCAGAGCGCCAGAGAAAAAUCUUACUUUUGGAAAUACGGUGUAUAGCGGCGAGGUGCCACCGUUGGUUCUGAGCAAAAAUUAUUGAAGUUAAAAACGGAGCUUUCAUAAUAUAGAUCUGGUUUACGGUCGGAGCACCAAGCUAAAAUGCAAAAUAUGCAGAGAAUUUUGCACUGUUGUAGCUAUAUUAUCACACAUGUUAUUUUCAUCGGGGCGAAUAAUGCAAAUUGCUCUCUUGCUUCAAAGUUUUGAUUCUAAUAAUAGUUUUUUAAAAUUUUUUAUUGAGGGGGGUGGGGUUUGAAAUUUACUAGCUGAAUUAUGUAUAAAUAUCCCUGGUUCCAGUGGGACAAAUGUAUACGCCAUACUAUUAUAAGACCUUCGAUUGCCAAUUCUCUCCA
Malania oleifera is the source of this 3613-nucleotide messenger RNA. RefSeq names its product AMP deaminase. Bases 342 to 2903 code for a protein of 853 amino acids. Gene Ontology annotation, cellular component: cytosol. The record is from RefSeq and is a predicted model, not a curated record. Gene Ontology annotation, molecular function: AMP deaminase activity. NCBI's taxonomy places the organism in Eukaryota, Viridiplantae, Streptophyta, Magnoliopsida, Santalales, Ximeniaceae. Gene Ontology annotation, biological process: IMP salvage; AMP metabolic process. The transcript has 19 exons.